AAAUUUUUCACUGCGAAUUAACGAUUUGUAAUUUUUAUGUUAAAAUUCGAACACGGCCACUUAUGCGCAACAAUGAAGCUAAUAUGGAUUUUGGUUUUGAUCGUCGUUAAAGUUAACACAUUUAUCUUGACUAUACAUGGUGAAAGGCUGGUGCAUUUGUAUGACCCUGCAAAUUACAAUGGUCCGGCAUCUUCCCGUGUGCAGAGAAGUGUUGAAGGUGUCCCAUGUAACCCCGCAGCCAACAGCACCAAUGGGAAAGCAUUAUGCCCUUUGGCAUACACAGCUUGCAAUCCUAACACUCUUAAAUGCGAAUGUGACAAAACCAUUUCCAUGGGAGUGUUCGAAAACGAAUUUCCUGAUUUUGUGACGUGCGUUCCUUUUGAAUACGUCAGAUUGACCGGCAAUUGUAUAAAAUCAGCUGAUGUGUGCAAACUUAUCGUGCCCGGCGCAUUUUGUGAUCAUCCGCCUCGAAGAAGGGAAAAGAAAAGCUACGGCAAAUGCGCAUGUGAACACGGAGGCCUGUAUCCAAACUGCACAGUCAGGAUCGGCACACUCUGCCAACAUGAUCUUACCUGCUCAAGAGAUGUUCCGAAUUCUUACUGCGCAAUUGCUGAGAAAUCAGACAAAGGCCAGUGCGCUUGCGGCAAAUUCUCCGACGGAAGGGCGUAUAUUCCAAAUGCAUCAGGUACAACGUGCCUGCCGGCCAACUGCGCUGCCAAACCUUGCCAGGGUCCCGCUUCCGCUUCCCAGUGCUACGACAUCAAAGACAAAGCAUUGGAAGGAUAUGAAUGUCGCUGCAACACAAACGCAAAAGGACGUUCGCAUUCACUUGAUCUUAGUGGAGGAGCUGCAACACAAGUCGAAGGAAUCUGUUGUCCGGCUAAUCAAGUUCCUUGUGGUGAUUACAAAAAAUGCUUAUUUAUCGAAGAUCUAUGCAACGGCAAAGUUGACUGUGAGGAUUGUUCGGAUGAAACGGCUUUCUGCAGUGGAAGACCGCCUACAAACAACCCGCAAUGCCGUGUUGCAGGACAACAGCCGACUACGGUGCAAUCUCUUUAUCCCAGCAUUUUCCAGAUACAAGCUCUGAGACCAUCGGAAAUUUUUGUUCAAGAUUCCAGCCAUAGCGCAGGUUCUCCGACAGCUACUGGUGCACAGCCGGCAAUCGGUGCCGCUGCAAAUUCUCUUGGUUUAGACAGUGUCAUCCCGGGUAGAGCUCUUCCGCUUUUCAGCCCCCCGCUUUUAGGCGGAUUCAUAAACGGGAUGGAGAUGCCGCAGGUAUAUGGCAUAUCAGGCCGCUAAAGGGCAACGGUUACUGACUUCAUUACUGUGCUAGUUGUACAUAACAUCGUUGAUUGUUUGCCAUUGUUAGUACCCGAAACACGAUGGAUGCUUGUAAUGAUUUCAUUUUUACUUGA
This is a messenger RNA of Paramacrobiotus metropolitanus, 1415 nucleotides long. RefSeq names its product sortilin-related receptor-like. Gene Ontology annotation, molecular function: protein binding. The record is from RefSeq and is a predicted model, not a curated record. The transcript has 7 exons. Bases 37 to 1299 code for a protein of 420 amino acids. Lineage: Eukaryota; Metazoa; Tardigrada; Eutardigrada; Parachela; Macrobiotidae.